AUGAAACUUGAUACAAGUUAUAUGCGUUACCUUACAGGUGACGACUUUAAAGUGUUGCAAGCUACUGAACAGGGAUCCCGUAAUCAUGAGUUGGUUCCAACAACUCUAAUUCAUCAACUAUCUGGAAUGAGGUCUAUUUCGGGUACAAAUAGAUCUAUUUCGGAUCUUGCAAAGCUUAAGUUGGUAUCUAAGAUGAGAAAUGCGAAGUAUGAUGGUUACUGUAUUACAUAUAAUGGGUUUGACUACCUAGCGUUAAAAUCUCUACUUAACAAAGGAGUUCUAUAUUCUGUUGGCAAUAUGAUCGGUGUAGGUAAGGAAUCAGAUAUCUAUCGCGUUAGUAACCGUGAAUCAGAGAAAUUGGUAAUGAAAAUUCACAGGCUAGGAAGAACUUCUUUUCACACAGUGAAGAACAAUAGAGAAUACCUUAGGAAAAAUCAAUCUGCUAGUUGGAUGCACCUAUCGCGCUUAGCAGCAGGAAAGGAGUACCAGUUCAUGUCAAUGCUAUAUACUAAAGGAUUUAAGGUCCCACGACCAUAUGAUAACUCCAGGCAUGUAAUUAUCAUGGAGUAUAUUGACGGUUUCCCUAUGAGGCGUUUAAGGAAGCACAAGAAUAUUCCUAAAUUAUAUUGUGACCUGAUGAAAUUUAUAGUUAACCUAGCAAACCACGGUUUGAUACACUGUGAUUUCAACGAAUUUAACAUUAUGAUGAAAGAAGAGACUGAAGGCGAGGAUGAUCCAGGGUUUAUUGUCAUAGAUUUUCCACAAUGUAUUUCUAUUCAACAUGCAGACGCAGAGUACUAUUUCAAAAGAGAUGUUGAUUGUAUUAGACGAUUCUUCAAGAAAAAGUUGAAAUAUGAUCCAGUGUCUGAUUCAAAUUUUCUAGAUACUGAUGGAUUCGGAGAUGGUUAUAAGUAUGCUUAUCCGGUUUUCAGCAGAGAUGUCGAAAGGUGUGAUAAUUUAGAUGAGUUACUAAUGGCAUCAGGUUUUAGUAAAAAGCACCCUGGUGAUAGGGACUUGGAAGACAAUAUGGACCGCAUGAGGAACGCAGAGUAUGACAGUGCUUCCGAAGACGAAGUAGGUGAGGAUAGUGAGUAUAGUGAAGAGUAUUCGGAAGAAGAAUUUGAAAGUGAAUCUGAUGAAGAUUCUAUUGACGAAGAGAACGAGCGGAUUAUUGAUGCUCUCUCGUCUGGCGUGGGUAACUUAAAAAUUGAUAAAUUGGGGAACUAUAUACUAGAAGAUUAG
This is a messenger RNA of Eremothecium sinecaudum, 1242 nucleotides long. RefSeq names its product protein kinase RIO2 (gene RIO2). The record is from RefSeq and is a predicted model, not a curated record. The transcript has a single exon. NCBI's taxonomy places the organism in Eukaryota, Fungi, Ascomycota, Saccharomycetes, Saccharomycetales, Saccharomycetaceae. The coding region runs from base 1 to 1242 and encodes 413 amino acids. Gene Ontology annotation, molecular function: protein serine/threonine kinase activity; ATP binding. Gene Ontology annotation, biological process: maturation of SSU-rRNA; protein phosphorylation. Gene Ontology annotation, cellular component: cytosol; preribosome, small subunit precursor; nucleus.